Messenger RNA from Hippopotamus amphibius kiboko, 6997 nucleotides. It is a transcript of the gene METTL4, whose product is annotated as methyltransferase 4, N6-adenosine. Bases 347 to 1756 code for a protein of 469 amino acids. Gene Ontology annotation, molecular function: RNA methyltransferase activity; nucleic acid binding; site-specific DNA-methyltransferase (adenine-specific) activity. Lineage: Eukaryota; Metazoa; Chordata; Mammalia; Artiodactyla; Hippopotamidae. The record is from RefSeq and is a predicted model, not a curated record. The transcript is spliced from 9 exons. Gene Ontology annotation, cellular component: RNA N6-methyladenosine methyltransferase complex; cytosol; nucleus.
UGCGUGUUGGUGGCGCGCCGCCGCCUCAUGGGGCUAACGGGCGUCUUCUGGCCGCUGUAAGCGUGCCCUGCGAAGUCGACUCCUACCCUUAAAAUUAGCUGUGACCACCCGAGCGUUUUACGUCCCAGAGUAACGAGCAAAGCGCUCCAGGCAGCCCUGGAAACGCUUUUUCCGUACAACAACAUGGCCGCUCCUGUUGCCUCUUAGAAAGGAGAAUUUUUUUUUUUUUUCCUUUGCCUUGAAAAGAGUGUCUUUCAGGACCACUGUUUAGAUGGGUGCUGUCUCAUGAAGCAAGUCUGGGACGGCGGCGUGCACUUUUCUGACAAGGGAGGCGGCGAGGAAGAGAAUGUCUGUGGUGCUUGAGCUAUCACAAGGAUGGUUACUGGAUCAUCUUUCUUUCAUUAACAAGAUAAGCUAUGAACUUCACCAGCAUCAUGAGCCUUGUUGCAGUAAAAAUGAGCCUGCUUCUGUUCACCUUGAUUCUCUUCACGUGGAUUCUAUGUCCUCUUUUGGAGCCUGUGCUACAUUUAUUGCUUCUACCACUAAGCCAGAGAAUGAUGAUGGAGGAAAUUGUGAAAUGUUCAUACAAAAAUAUGUUUUUCGAUCUGAACUGUUUGAUGUCACCAAACCUCAUAUAAUUUCCGCUUUUCACAAAGAAUGCCAACAAAGUAAUGAAAAGGAAGAUCUAUUAAAUGAUAUUAAGAAAGAAAUCUCCAUUUCUGUUAAUGGGAAGAAGCGUAAGAGAUGUGUUGUUUUCAAUCAAGGUGAAUUGGAUGCUAUGGAAUACCAUACAAAGAUCAGGGGGCUGAUUUUGGAUGGGUCUUCACAGUUAAUCCAAGAAGGUCUCAAAAGUGGCUUUCUUCAUCCACUUUAUGAAAAACAGGACAAGUGUAGUGAGCCCAUUACUUUACCAUUUGAUACCUGCAAUUUGUCAGAAUUAUGUGAAAUGGCAAAGCAUUUGCCUUCUCUGAAUGAAAUGGAACUUCAGACGUUACAAUUGAUGGAAGAUGAUGUAUCUGUUACAGAGCAGGACUUAUUUUCACGGAUUGUUGAAAACAACUCUAGCUUUACAAAAAUGAUUACUUUAAUGGGACAGAAAUACCUGCUGCCACCAAAAAGCAGUUUUCUUUUGUCUGACAUUUCUUAUAUGCACCCACUUCUGAACUGUAAGAAAACAUAUGAUGUAAUUGUGAUAGAUCCACCAUGGCAAAACAAAUCAGUUAAAAGAAGUAACAGAUAUAGUUAUUUAUCACCACUGCAAAUAAAGCAGAUACCUAUCCCUAAGCUGGCUGCUCCAAGCUGUCUUGUUGUUACUUGGGUGACGAAUAGACAGAAGCACCUACGUUUUGUCAAGGAAGAGCUUUACCCUUCUUGGUCUGUGGAGAUAGUUGCUGAAUGGCACUGGGUAAAAAUCACCAAUUCAGGAGAGUUUGUGUUCCCAUUAGAUUCUCCACAUAAAAAGCCUUAUGAAGGUCUUAUACUGGGAAGAGUUCGAGAAAAAGGUGCUUUACCAUUAAGGAAUGCAGAUGUAAAAGAGCUCCCCAUUCCAGAUCACAAGUUAAUUGUCAGUGUGCCCUCUAUGCUUCACUCACAUAAACCACCACUUGCUGAGGUUCUAAAAGACUAUAUCAAGCCAGAGGGGGAAUGUUUGGAAUUGUUUGCUCGAAAUUUACAGCCAGGUUGGACUAGUUGGGGCAAUGAAGUUCUCAAAUUUCAACAUGUGGAUUAUUUUGUUGCUCUGGAGUCUAGAAGCUGACUAUGCUUUUAAAAUUGUGUUUUUCUUCAGUUUUUCCUCACUCCUUCUCCUUUCUUUCCAAUUGAUUUUCCUUUUAUUACCAAACUAUGCUUAGAGAUGUAAACGGAACUUGGUUUUUCAGCAAAAUGACUAGAAGUGACUAGCCGUCAUAUAAUUUUGAGAUGAAUUUUACUUCAGUUGCCCUAGUAUUCCACAUUAUUCUGGACUCUUUACAAAUAAAGAGGUAAAUAGUUAGAAAGAUGGCAAGACUUUGUCACUGAAAAAGUUCAGAAAGCAUGCACUAUGGACCUGAAGUCAAUUCUGUGUGUGGAUGUGUUUUGUUUGGCUGGUAUGAUGGUGUAAAAAAAUUUGAACUGUCAGUCUGAAAAAUCAGGAAAUUUCACAUAAGUCCAGAUUUCUGCCUUUCUUUAAACAUCAGAAACUCUGGCUACACUGCAGCCUGUGUUCUUUCCUGGCAUCAACUUCUGGGACCCAGUGGUGGCAGCUCACUUGAGAAGGGCCAUGCACUCUUCAGUUUACAGCAGUAACCCUUGCCCCAUGCUACUCACUUAUAUGUCUACUUGACCGCUGUACAACCUGAAUUUAGAACCUCUAGUAUACUGUUACAUUCUGGAAAACGUAUUCAGAGACCUGCCAAGUAUUAUAUCUUUGUACUGAGAUCAUGAAACAUUUUUUGGGAGGGUUUUAAAUUGGAUUCAGGGUCACUUUUCAAGUACUUUUUAGUUUUGCUUGUUUUUCCAGAAGAAAAAAAAAUUCCUAUAAUAAUGUCAGAAAGUAAACACCGCUUGGACUUAAUUGAUAUUCAUAAAACAUUCCAUCCAAAAGCAGCAGAAUACACAUUCUUCUCAAGUGCACAUGGAGCAUUCUCCAGGAUAGAUCACAGGCUGGGCCACAAAGCAAACCUUGGUAAAUUUAAGAAAAUUGAAAUCAUAUCAAGCAUCUUUUCCAACCACAGUGCUAUGAGAAUAGAAAUCAACUACAAGAAAAAAACUAGAAAAAACACAAACACGUGGAGGUUAAACAGUAUGUUACUGAACAACCAAUGGAUCACCAAAGAAAUCAAAGAGGAAAUCAAAAAAUACGUGGAGACAAAUUAAAAUAAAAACACAGUGGUGCAAAACCUUUGGGUUGCAGCAAAAGCAGUUCUAAGAGGGAAGUUUAUAGCAAUACAGUCUUAUCUCAGGAAAUAAAAUCUCAACUAAACAACCUAACCUUACACCUAAAGCAGCUAGAGAAAGAAGAACAAACAAAACCCAAAGUUAGUGGAAGGAAAGAAAUCAUAAAUAUCAGAGCAGAAAUAAAUGAAAUAGAGGUGAACAAAAAAAUAGAAAAGAUCAAUGAAAGUAAAAGCUUCUUCUUUUAAAAGAUAAACAAAAUUGAUAAACCUUUCGAAUCAUUGAGAAAAAAGGGAAAGGGCUCAAAUCAAUAAAAUUAGAAAUGAAAAAGAAGUUAUAACUGACACCACAGAAAUAGAAAGGAAUCGUAAGAGACUGCUACAAGCAACUAUAUGCCAAUAUGGACAACUUGGAAGAAAUGGACAAAUUCUUAGAAACGUACAAAUGUCUAAGGCUAAACCAGGAAGAAAUAGAAAAUAUGAACAGACCAAUCACAAAUACUGAAAUUGAAACUGUGAUUAAAUAACUUUCAACAAACAAAAAUCCAGGACCAGAAGGCUUCACAGGUGAAUUCUAUCAAACAUUUACAGAAGAGUUAGCACUUAUUCUUCUGAAACUAUUCCAGAAAAUUACAGGGGAAGCAAAACUCCCAAACUCAUUUCGUGAGGCCACCAUCACUGUGAUACCAAAACCAGACAAAGAUACCACAAAAAAAGGAGAAAAUUACAGGCCAAUAUCACUGAUGAACAUAGAUGCAAAAAUUCUCAACAAAAUACUAGAAAACCUAAUCCAACAAUACAUUAAAAGGAUUCUACACCAUGAUCAAGUGUGAUUUAUGCCAGGGAUGCAAGGAUUUUUCAAUAUCUGCAAAUCAAUCAGUGUGAUACACAUCAACAAAUUGAAGAAUAAAAACCAUAUGAUCAUCUCAAUAGAUGUAGAAAAAGCUUUUGACAAAAUUCAACACCCGUUUAUGAUAAAAACUCUCCAGAAAGUGGGCAUAGAGGGAAACUACCUCAACAUAACACAGGCCGUAUAUGACAAACCCACAGCUAACAUCAUACUCAAUGGUGAUAAGCUGACAGUAUUUCCUCUAAGAUCAGGAACAAGAUAAGGAUGUUCACUCUUGCCACUUUUAUUCAACAUAGUUUUGGAAGUCCUAGCUACAGCAAUCAGCGAAGAAAAAUAAAUAAAAGGAAUCCAAAAUGGAAAAGAAGUGAAACUGUCACUGUUUGCAGAAAAUCCGAAAGAUGCUACCAGAAAACUGCUAGAGCCCAUCAGUGAAUUUGGUAAGGUUGCAGGAUACAAAAUUAAUACACAGAAAUCUCUUGCAUCUCUAUACACUAACAAUGAAAGCUCAUAAAGAGAAAUUAAGAAAACAAUCCGACUUGCCAUUGCAUCAAAAUAAUAAAUUACCUAGAAGUAAACCUACCUAAGGAGGCAGAAGACCUGUACUCUGAAAACUAUAGAUGCUGAUGAAAGAAAUGGAAUAUGACACAAACAGAUGGAAAGAUAUACUGUGUUUUUGGAUUGGAAGAAUCAAUAUCGUCAAAAUGACUAUACUACCCAAGACAAUCUACAGAUUCAGUGCAAUCCCUAUCAAAUUACUAAUGGAAUUUUUCACAGAACUAGAACUAAAGUUUUAAAAUUUGUAUGAAAACACAAAAGACCCCAAAUAGGCAAAGCAAUUCUGAGAAAGAAAAACGGAGCUGGAGGAAUCAGGCUCCCUGACUUCAAACUAUACUACAAAGUUACAGUAAUAAAAACAGUACUGUACUGGCACAAAAACAGAAAUACAGAUCAGUGGAACAAGAUAGAAUGCCCAGAACUAAACCCAUGCACCUGUGGUCAAUUGAUCUAUAUAAAAGGAAGCAAGAAGAUACAAUGGAGAAAAGAUAGUCUCUUCAGUAAGUGGUGCUAGGAAAAAGCACCACCUUUUCCAUACGUGUAAAAGAAUAAAAUUAGAACAUUCUCUAACACUGUACACAAAAAUAAACUCAAAAUGGAUUAAAGGCCUAAAUGUAAGACCGGAUACUAUAAAACUCUUAGAGGAAAACAUAGGCAGAACACUCUUUGACCUAAAUUGCAGCAAUAUCUUUUUGGAUCCACCUCCUAGAAUAAUGAAAAUAAUAACAAAAAUAAAAAAAAAAAAAAACCACAAAUGGGACCUAAUUAAACUUAAAAGUUUUGGCACAGCAAAGGAAACCAUAAACAAAAGGAAAAAACCCACUGAAUGGGGGAAUAUAUUUGCAAACGAAGUGACUGACAAGGGAUUAAUCUCCAAGAUAUACAAACAGCUCAUGCAGCUCAAUAAAAAAAAAAAAACAGGGACUUCCCUGGUGGCACAGUGGUUAAGAGUCCACCUGGCAAUGCAGGGACAUGGUUUGAUCCCUGGUCUGGGAAGAUCUGACAUGCCGUGGAGCAACUAAGUCCACGUGCCAUAACUACUGAGCCCACAUGUUGCAACUACUGAAGUCCAUGCUCCUACAGCCCAUAUUCCGCAACAACAGAAGCCACUGCACUGAGAAGCUUAUGCACUGCAAUGAGGACUAGCCCCCGCUCACCACAACUAGAGAAAAUAGCCUGCAUGCAGUGACAGAGACUCAAUGCAGCCAAACCCCCCCCCAUAAACAACCCCCCUGCUGAAGAAAAAAAACCCCAAAAUAAUCUAAUCAAAAUGGGCAGAAGAUCUAAAUAGACAUUUCUCCAAAGAAGACAUAUAGAUGGCCAAAAUACACAUGAAAAGGUGCUCAACAUCGCUAAUUAUUAGAGCAAUGCAAAUCAAAACUAUAAUGAGGUAUCACCUCACAUUGGUCAGAAUAGCCAUCAUCAAAAAGUCUACAAACAAUAAAUGCUGGAGAGGGUGUGGAGAAGAGGGAACCCUUCUACACUGUUGGUGAGAAUGUAAAUUGGUACAACCCCUAUGGAGGAUAGUAGGGAGGUUCCUUAAGAAACUAAAAAUAUUGAUAGAACUACCAUAUGAUCCAGCAAUCCCACUCCUGGACAUAUAUAUGGAGAAAACCAUAAUUUGAAAAUGUACAUGCACCCCAAUGCUCAUUGCAGCACUAUUUACCCUAGCCAAGACAUGGAAGCAGCCUAAAUGUCCAUUGAUGGAGGAAUGGAUAAAGAAGAUGUGGUACAUGGAAUGUUACUCAGCCAUAAAAAAAAGAAUGAAAUAAUGCCAUCUGCAGCAACAAGGAUGGGCCUAGAGAUUAUCAUACUAAGUGAAGUUAAGUCAGACAGAGAAAGACAAAUAUCAUGUGAUAUCACUUAUAUGUGGAGUCUAAAAAGAUGAUACAAAUGAGCUUAUUUACAAAACAGAAACACUCAUAGUCUUUGAAAACAAAUUUAUGGUUACCAAAGGAGAAAGGUGCAGAGAGGGAUAAAUUAGGAGUUUGGGAUUAACAGAUACACACUAUAUAUAAAAUAGAUAAUCAACAAUGGAACUAUAGGACAGGGAACUAUACUCAGUGUUCUGUAAUAACCUAUACGGGAAAAGAAUCUGAAAAAGAAUGGAUAUAUGUACAUGUAUCACUUUACUGUACACCUGAAACUAACACAACAUUGUAAAUCAACUCUACCCCAAUAUAAAAUAAAAAUUAAAUUAGAAAAUAAAAAUAAAAAUGAAAAAAGACAGUAACCACUGCUUAUGAUUGUGAAAAUUUUUAAUAUUCCAGAUUUUCUACAAAUAAAUAUUUGUUUACUAAGUAAAAUAUUUUUACUGAAAUAUUUGAAAAGCAUGCUGAUUUAUUAUAUAUAACCUUUAAAAUUUUUUUUAGGUAUAUAUACUUACCACAUAAUAAAAUUCUCCAAUUAUCAGUGUUGAAUUCAGUGAGUUUUGAAAAUGUAUAUACAGUUGUCUACCACCAUAAUCAUAAUAUAGAACAUUUCCUUCAUCCCCCAAGUUUCACAUGUCUCUUUGCAGUCAAUCCCAUCCUCCCACCCUGGGUCCUUGGCAAAUAAUGGUUUGUUUUGUAUCAUUAGUUUUGCUGUUUUAGAAUUUCAUAUAAAUGGAAUCAUAGAAUAUGUAAUCUAUUGUUUGGCCUUUCACUUAGCAUUUUGAUAAAAGUGUUCAUAUUAUUUACAGAUUUUCUACAAAGUAAACUGUUGAAGUGAUUAUCUGUCAAGC